This is a messenger RNA of Sinocyclocheilus rhinocerous, 1570 nucleotides long. Its product is annotated as out at first protein homolog. NCBI's taxonomy places the organism in Eukaryota, Metazoa, Chordata, Actinopteri, Cypriniformes, Cyprinidae. The coding region runs from base 374 to 1177 and encodes 267 amino acids. The transcript has 4 exons. The record is from RefSeq and is a predicted model, not a curated record.
UUACUGAAGUUCAGAGGAAGUGACGGGAAUAUAGGAGCCUUACGAGUUAACGUUAAACGAACAGAAGAAGAAAAAACUGUAUGAAGAGAAGGCUUUUAAGAAGAAACUGUUCGUGUAUAAUUAAGCCAGUGUUUUCUGAAUCACGAGCAAACAUUAGAUGAAAAUUCAAAUUUUGACGGUGGCGCAAUUUCUGCCAUCAUGAUCGAGCUGCAAGUUCACGAACUAUAUUAUUUUGUCAUCGAACGUUAACUACCUCUCUAAAAAGUCGUUUACAUUCGCUCUCCACCGUUUUGUUGCCUGUUUUAAGUAAUUUACUCCGACGAUAUGUCCCAUUGUUGUGUUAAAUGAGUUUACAUCCUUGGCGUCUUUUGUAAUGAACGCGAGAGCGACUUUACCGGCUUCAGUCCAGACAGCGUUCGUCGCGUUUGCGCUGCUGUUAUCGGUAAGUGUUUGCUCACGGUUGACGGUGCUCGUUCGUCUCAACGAUGGUCAAAUAACGGAGGAGCUAUUAGAGGCGGAUAGUGAGAAGGACAUUAUAACUGUGGAGUUCAGGCAGACAGACGGGACUCUCGUCACAUUCCUGUCUGAUUUCAAGCGCCAUGUGAAGAUUUUUCGUGCACUGGUGCUUGGGGAGCCAGAGAAGGGCCAAUCUCAGUAUCAGGCCCUCUGCUUCAUCUCGCAUUUGGAUCAUGGAGAGCUGAUCCCCAGUGAGGCCAUGGCUCGACUCAGACAGAAAAACCCUCAUGUGGUGCGGAGUGCGGAGGAGAGACGUGGUGUGGAAGAGUUCACUAUGAACGCGGUGCUCAACAUGAGUCAUUCCUGGCACCUCAGUACUCAUAUUCAUAAUGUCUGCAGGGAUGCACGAGAGCUGGUGUACACACGACAACAAGAUGUCAAAUACUGGCUGGACAAAGGGGUGGAAGGCUCAAUAUUUGAGGUCUUUCCUCAGAGUCUGAAUGUGACUGGCUUGCAGAGCUGCAGCUCCAGUACAGACCCGUGGCAGCCCUGCGCCUGCAGUUACAGGUUAAACCUGGAGUGGUUCCCCUGUCAGCUGAAGUACUGCCGGGGCCAGGGGCCGAACCCUUACAAGUGUGGCAUUAAGAGCUGCAGCAAAAGCUACCGCUUUGACUUCUACACACCUCAUAAACAGCUGUGCCUUUGGGACGAGGACACUUAGCAGGACCUCACAAAGGGAAUUUGCUUUUCCUCAAAAUGUUUUUUUUUUUUUGUGUGGAAAACAUUUUUGUAAGGUACUCUACAACGAAGCAAAACUUUAACUGAAAGGAACCGUUUUGAUAAUGAGAUUAUCUAGAAAUGACUUGUGCACUUCAGUGUUUUUGUCUCAACAGGGAACUUUCUCUGACUUUAAUGGGAGUGAAAGAAUGGAAAUUUUGAUAUGGAUUGUCAAGCCAUUUGUCUUUUUUUUUACUUUUGGACAUCACUACAAUGGUACCUCAGGGCAGGAAAUUGUGCUAUUAUUAUAAGUUGUAUAUUUAGUUCUGCUUAGGGCAGCUGUAUUGUAGCUCUUGUUUUCAUUCUGUUUAGUUUUUACUUGUUAAAAUUUUUGAAU